AUGGAGUCCACCAACCAAGAGAACUUCUUUGAGACAGACACUCAGCAGGAAAAGCGCCAGCAGCGUGCCAAGAAGGAGGGAAACACCUUUGGCAACCCGCUGCGCAUGCCCUCUAAGCUUUUGGCCGUCAUCAAGGAUACCAAGUCCAACAACUCAGUCUUCGUCGCAGAGUCUGGGGGAAGGGUAUCCAAGGUGAAUACCGAGACACGAACCACCACAGCAAAAUACACCGGCCCCUCCGUCCCAGUAACAUGUCUCGCAACAGGCGGCCCCUCCAACAACACCCUCUUCGCAGGGAGCUGGGACAAGGCAAUCUGGUCCUGGGACAUUGCGACGCGCCGCCCAGGCCGCAAAUUUGACGGCCACUCCGACUUUGUCAAGGCCCUCGUCUGCGGCCGCCUCGGCGACAAGACCAUCCUCAUCAGCGGCGGCGCCGACAAGAAGAUAAUUGUCUGGGACGCCGACGCCGGCCGCAAGCUGCACGUCCUCCAGGACCCGACCACGACCAUGAUGUCGCUGCAGUCCCUCGCCAUCGACCCCAUCCUCAGCAGCGCCGACGAGAUUGUCCUCGUCAGCGCCAGCAGCGAUCCGCACAUUCGCCGGUGGAGGAUCUCUCUCGACUCGUACGCGCAGCUCCCCUUUGACCAGCCUGCUGGAGAGAAAGCCGCGGGCGAAGAGAAGCUCACGAUCCAAGAGCACGAGACCAGCGUAUACAAGGUCCUCUUCGACAUCACAGGCGACGAAGUCGACCUCUGGACCGCGAGCGCCGACGGCACGGCCAAAUGCCUCCUCCGCGAAAAGGCCUUCACCUCGGAAGACGCUUUUGAGCACGGCGACUUUGUGCGCGCCGUCGCACUGACGGGCGACUGGGUCGUCACGGGUGGCAUCAGCCAGCAGAUCAAGGUCUGGGACCGGACGUCGGGCAAGCUGUACGCCCUCCUUGACGCGCACUUUGACGAGAUCACUGACUUUGUCGUCCUGCGGGAUCCGGCGGGGCGGUCCUCCUCGGAUGUGCUGUGCAGUGUGGGCAUCGACUGUACGUUGCGGACGUGGCCUCUUGAUCGCAAGGGGUUGGAUGCGGCGGUUGAAGAGAUCCGAGUCGCGUCUGAGGCUGUUGAUGGACAGGAGGCUGAAGGGGACAAGAAGAAAGAGGAUGACAAGGAGCCUUUGAUGACGGCUGAGGAGGAAGCGGAGUUGGCUGCGCUGAUGGAGGACGAUUAG
This is a messenger RNA of Colletotrichum godetiae, 1221 nucleotides long. Its product is annotated as WD domain-containing protein. Bases 1 to 1221 code for a protein of 406 amino acids. Gene Ontology annotation, molecular function: protein binding. The transcript is spliced from 3 exons. The record is from RefSeq and is a predicted model, not a curated record. Lineage: Eukaryota; Fungi; Ascomycota; Sordariomycetes; Glomerellales; Glomerellaceae.